AUGUCAGCAGACAACAUGCUCGCUGAGAGGGCAGCGAUAACAGCCAGUUACACCGGGCCUUCGGUGACUAUUGCACCGUACGCGACCAGCUUCAGCGGGCCUAUGGCUACCAUUGCACCGUACGCAUCGCUGCUCAAUGGAGUGGAUCAAACCACGAACGAUAGGUACAAGAGAAUCUCCUGGUUUAGCAUCGGCAUGGUGGGCGUGAUCAUCGUCACUAUCAGAAUUAUUCAGAGGUUCCACGCCUACAUUCGACUCGUCUCGACCAUGGGAAGAGCCGUUCAGGCAUACUGGUCUACGCACACGACACCGGCGUUCUGGAAAUUCAAGAAGUAUGUGCUAUACGCGCCACUGUGGAACAAGCGUCACAACCGAGAGUUCAGAUUGUCCUCGGCAAUGAAUAUGGGCACACUACCGUCCAGGUUCCACACGAUCUUAAUCGUCCUCUAUAUUGCCAGCAACGUCUUUUACGCCUUCGAUAUCACCUGGGAAGACCCGAACAAAUACAGACGGGCUGCCGAGAUGAGAGGAAGAACCGGUAUCAUCGCGGUGACGAACAUGAUCCCGUUGGUCAUCUUUGCCGCUCGCAACAACCCUCUGAUUUCCUGGUUACAGAUCAGUUUUGAUACUUACAACUUGAUGCACCGAUGGCUGGGAAGGAUCGUUGUUGCCGCGAGCCUUAUCCAUACCACCUGCUGGGUAUACGUCAAACACGCCGCAACAGGAUGGUCUGGAAUCUUCGAUCAAAUUUCAGUAGACCCCUUCGCUGGGUGGGGAGCGGUCGGCACUGUUUGCAUGAUCGUGAUCUUCACCACUGCAUUUUCGCCAGUUCGGCACGCAUUCUACGAGACCUUUCUGGACAUCCACAUCGUCCUAGCCGCAGUCUGCAUGGUCGCUACUUGGAUCCACUGCAAAUUGGCCAAGAUUCCGGCGGUGCAUUAUGUCACGGCUCUUGCUACCCUCUGGGUAUGCGAACGUAUCUACCGAUUCGUCAUCAUCAUAUCGGUCAACCGCAAACAGGGAUGGACUCACGCCACCGUUGAGGCUCUGCCAGGAGAGGCUUGCAGAGUCACAAUGCACCUCCCCAAAAAGGUCCGUAUCAAUCCAGGAAGCCACGCCUACCUUAGAUUCGCCGCGAUCAAUCCUUUGGAAUGCCAUCCUUUCUCUGUCGCCUGGACUGAGCACAACCCCAACAAUCUCUCGCUUCCGGUCACGGAGAAGAAGGACGAUGAAGUCAAGCUUCGCGAUUGUGACAUGGCUACAGAUGUCUCCUUCGUCAUUGGCGCCCAGAGCGGAUUCACGAGAAAGCUCUUCAACAAAGCCAGCGAAUCCUCCCCGCGCGUUUUGAAACUCAAGGCGGUCCUGGAGGGACCCUACGGAGGGCACCACUCUCUGGACUCCUACGGCCACUGCGUGCUUUUCGCCGGUGCCACUGGAAUCACCCAUCAGUUGAGCUACGUGAAACACCUGAUUGACGGCUUCCACAACGAGACGAUCGCAACGAGAAAGAUUACCCUGGUCUGGAUCGUGCGCGACUCGGAACAUCUCGAAUGGGUCCGCCCCUGGAUGGACCAGAUUCUCCGUCUUGACGGACGCCGUGACUGUCUCCAAAUCAAGCUAUACGUCACAAGACCGAAAAAUCCUCGCGAGAUCAUCUCCCCCUCAGCGACGGUCCAGAUGUAUCCCGGCCGCCCUAAUAUCAAGCUCAUCAUGGAGGGUGAAGUUAAGGUUCAAUGCGGUGCCAUGGUUGUCACUGUCUGUGGACCCGGUGGUCUGGCCGACAACGUGAGAGAAGCGGUGCGGGAGGUCCAAGAAGACGGCGUGGUGGAUUUCAUCGAGGAGUCCUUCACCUGGUAG
Messenger RNA from Drepanopeziza brunnea f. sp. 'multigermtubi' MB_m1, 1857 nucleotides. RefSeq lists its product as uncharacterized. Gene Ontology annotation, biological process: copper ion import; iron ion transport; intracellular iron ion homeostasis. NCBI's taxonomy places the organism in Eukaryota, Fungi, Ascomycota, Leotiomycetes, Helotiales, Drepanopezizaceae. Gene Ontology annotation, molecular function: ferric-chelate reductase activity. The record is from RefSeq and is a predicted model, not a curated record. Gene Ontology annotation, cellular component: plasma membrane.